AUGCCCCCAGGCAUCACCCAACACGGCCACCUCUCCUCCUCCUCUCACCUCGCAGCUCCCCCUCCCGCUGUCCCUUCUCGGUCCUUCACAACAAACGCGACCCGCACCAACAAGCAGACCACACAGACAGCAUCCCGUUCAGCUGCUGCACGUGCACGCAAACCCAACCCUCCCCAGCACAACACCAAUACUCGUCCGGCCGCUCCACCGCAACACACCAACACCACUCAUCCAGCUCCAGCACGCAGCCAAACCAAUCCUCCUCCUCCUCCCCACCCCAACCAACCCGCCAACAAUGCACACACAAGCAAACCCCGCUCCAUCCCACUCCUAACCGACAACCACACCUUCAACCUCCCCACAGACCCACUAGAGCGCUACCACUGGGUGCGCGAACAGACCAUCGCGUGCUAUCGCUCUGUCACCACGGGUACUGCGUCGGCGCGGGAGAUGGCGUUUAUUUUCAGCGUCCCCUCGCUGCCUCUGCCUGCAGCUGGCCUUGGGGGUGUUUCUGGUGUUGAAGUUCGUGGGGAGAGGAAGGCCGCCGAGGAGCCGAUCAGCGGUAGGGCGAGCAGGGACAAAACGCCAACGUCACGUUUGGCCAAAAAAAGGCCCGUCGAAGUGAUUGAAAUCUCCGACGAUGAAGACGACGAGGAGGACGACGACGAUGAUGAUGAUGACGAUGAUGAUGAUGAUGAUGAUGAUGAUCCUAUCCGCCGUUCGAGCCGCCGCAUCAGGCAUCUUCCAGUCGAGCACGGGCCCCUACUAGUCGGCAAGAGGAAUCUGCGAGUCAAGAAGGUGCCCCCUCCACUCGAGAGGGGGCCCCUACCAGUCCAAGACGCCCACCGGCCACUCUCCAACGCCGCACCACCACCGUGGUCCCAGCUCCCCCAGCCCACACCCGGCUUCAUCGGCGACUUCACCAACGUCGUCGAGGCACAGAUCAUCACCGGUAGGCGGCGCACGUGGGUCGAGGGAAUGUACAUCGAAGGACUACUUUCCUUUACAGGGCAUCUUGCAGAGACGGGCACGGUGGGGAGGAGGUGUGGGAGGUAUAGGUGGGAUGGGCACGGGAGGGCUUGUAAGCGGCUCGUUGGCGGCGGGAUCGGUGGGUGGUCGGUGGUCGGUGUGGGUGGUGUGUGA
This is a messenger RNA of Morchella importuna, 1143 nucleotides long. RefSeq lists its product as uncharacterized. Bases 1 to 1143 code for a protein of 380 amino acids. NCBI's taxonomy places the organism in Eukaryota, Fungi, Ascomycota, Pezizomycetes, Pezizales, Morchellaceae. The transcript has 3 exons. The record is from RefSeq and is a predicted model, not a curated record.